AUGUCGGUACACUCGGGCUCUCCGUCACCGUUGCAAAUGGCAGCCAACGGCCAGCCGGACGAAGCCAAAAUGCCUCAGGGGCACUGCCGAUACAUCCUGCUUCAUCCCGAGGUCAAAGGCCGGAGGUGUGCUUGCGCCAAUUUCUCGCUCAACACCGGCAUCCCCGGCGCAACCUGUGAAUGUGGACAUCUGGCAUGUUUCCACAACAAGGAGCCCGAGGUCUCAACAGACCAGAAGCAGGAGCUCGAGCUACUGAAAAGGCGGCUGCAACAGCUCGAAGAGCAGAUGUCCAAAGGGCAAGACGACGUCUUGGACAGCGUAAUCAGCAGGCUGAACGAAGUGGAGGACCACUUGGAAAAGAGCAAGGAGGAGGUCGGCGAGCAGAUCAAGGGAGCCUACCGAAACGUCAGCAUGAGCUGGCGUUCCAUCGAGCAGGCGGAGCGCCGGACUCAGCAACACGAUGAGCAGCUCCGUCAAAUCUACGAUAAGCUCCGAGAUCACGACGAGCAGCUCGAUAGAGUGCACGCGGGCCAGCUAGAGCUCCGAGACGCCGAUCUCAGCCUGGAGGAGCGCAUCGAGAACCUGACCGAGACGUUAGAGGAGGAGGAAGAACUGCGCCUGUCAGCGGCGCUAGCCCGGUGCCUCUCGCGGGGCCUCCACCAGAUGGUGGCGGUACAGGGCCGCGACGCGGCGUCAUUCAAGCAGGCGGUGGAGAAGGCGUUCGGGCGGUUCCUGCGGGGGCGCGAAUGGAUGCCGCUGCAGGCCAAGCUGUGCGACGCGGCGACGCUGCAGGGCCUGCCCAUGCUGCGGCAGCUCGACGACCCGGGCCGCCACGCGCUGCUGAUCGGCGGCGCCCCGGGCUGUGACCACGAGUUCCUGCGCCGCCACUGCGCCGUCCUCGACCCCCACGGCGUCAUCGACUCCCUCUACAUUGCCAUGCGCCGCCACACCAUCAGCUGGCACACCCUGCGCCACGCCCCCGUCUUUAUGGAAGGACUCGAAUCCUGCUGGGCCCACGACGCCCUCCUCGACACCGACCCCUUCGACGACGCCGACAUGGCCGUCGACGACGAGGACCGCCCCGCCGCCGGCGAUCUCACCACUGCGCUGCCGCCCGUCACCGCGGCGGUGGGCGCGGUGGCCGGGCUCAAGCGGCCGCUGACGGAGAUGUCGCGGUCGAAUAGCUUCAGCUCGGGGACGGCGGCCGGCGCCGCGGCUGCGGUAGCCUCGGGCGGGGGAGGAGGGGGCGAGGUAGGCGAUGAGGCGAGGGUCAAGAGGGCGUGUCCGGCUUCGUCGGUGGUGGUGACGGCGACGGCGGUGGCGGCGGGACAGCCCGGCGGGCCGAUUGUGGAUCUUCGGAGGAGGGAUACCAUCAAGACUGCGUGA
Chaetomium globosum CBS 148.51 is the source of this 1386-nucleotide messenger RNA. RefSeq lists its product as uncharacterized. NCBI's taxonomy places the organism in Eukaryota, Fungi, Ascomycota, Sordariomycetes, Sordariales, Chaetomiaceae. The transcript has 2 exons. The coding region runs from base 1 to 1386 and encodes 461 amino acids. The record is from RefSeq and is a predicted model, not a curated record.